This is a messenger RNA of Peromyscus leucopus (white-footed mouse), 1762 nucleotides long. It is a transcript of the gene Rs1, whose product is annotated as retinoschisin 1. The record is from RefSeq and is a predicted model, not a curated record. The transcript has 4 exons. Bases 1 to 684 code for a protein of 227 amino acids. Lineage: Eukaryota; Metazoa; Chordata; Mammalia; Rodentia; Cricetidae.
AUGUCUCCAGUGAACUCUGGCCUCCCUAAGGUCCCUUUGGCCUUAGCUGAGGCUGUCACCUCAUCAUUCAUCUUCCUAAUCCUGAAAGAUGCUGCCAGUUGCGUAGGUGGAGUGGAGGACAGACAAGCACAGGGGCGUUGGAUUUCUGCCAUGGGAUGUGGGUGUUUGAGUGUGUGUUGUUUUUCCUCCUCAGAAUGCCCAUAUCACAAGCCCCUGGGUUUCGAGUCAGGGGAGGUCACACCAGAUCAGAUCACCUGCUCCAACCCAGAGCAGUACGUGGGCUGGUAUUCCUCAUGGACAGCAAACAAGGCCCGGCUCAACAGUCAAGGCUUCGGGUGCGCUUGGCUUUCCAAGUAUCAGGACAGUAGCCAGUGGCUACAGAUAGACUUGAAGGAGAUAAAGGUGAUUUCGGGGAUCCUUACCCAAGGACGCUGUGACAUAGAUGAGUGGAUGACCAAGUACAGCGUGCAGUAUAGGACUGAUGAACGCCUGAACUGGAUUUACUAUAAGGAUCAGACUGGAAAUAAUCGGGUCUUUUACGGAAACUCGGACCGGAGUUCUACAGUCCAGAAUUUACUGCGGCCCCCCAUCAUUUCCCGCUUCAUCCGACUGAUCCCUCUAGGCUGGCAUGUCCGAAUUGCCAUCCGGAUGGAGCUGCUUGAGUGUGCCAGCAAGUGUGCCUGAUGCCUGUUUCAGCUCAGUCAGUCCUGCCACAAUAGGGAGAGCUUGGUGGGGGUGGGGGGCCCCUGACCUGCCAUUGUGAUGAACAGGGCUGGAGAUUAUAAGCACUUCCAAAUUCAGAUCUGGGUAGAGAAUAUUUCAUUUUUUCAAAAGAUAUAGUUUCCAAUUUCAGUGGAAGAAAGAAAAAAAAAGAGCAUUUCCUCAACUCAGCCAAAGAAAAUAAGAACAAAGAAAAUAUCCCUCAAACCAAUUUUCUUCCAUAAACCUAAAUAGCAAGGGUAAUUUGCUGCGCUCGCUCCCUCUCUCUUUUUCUUUUUGUCUCAGUGACACUGUCAAAGGUGCAGACCCAGGGGAACACAAAGCAGCUCUGAUAAUUUGAAAAUUCUCUUUGGCUCUUACCACAUUCAGAACAGGAGCAUACGAUUUUGCAAAGCCUCACAUGAAUGCUGAAGGCUUGCCCUUAAAACUUUCAUUAAAUCCCGACUAGAGAGGACUGGAGAGAAGCAGGCAGGCAUGGAUAAAGAGGGGAGCCUGUAGCAUAGCCCAAGAGUCCGUAAACAGCAACCAACCAGCCAACCGACCCGACCAGUCAAGGCUUCCCCGUCUUGUUUUUGCCUGGAAGGGGUUUGGGCUUUUAGUCACAGACCUGAGGGAAUUAGGGCCGGCUGGAGUUCCUUUUACAUAGAGUUCCAGUCUGCGACCCAUUCAGCAAGCUGUCCAUCUGUGCUUACCAGGAAAUGAAUGCAAGUAGCAGGCUGCAUGUGUGUGGGUAGUGAGGCUUCCCUUACAUAGAGGACACCCAAAUGGCUAGACUAUAUCACACCUUCCUUAUCUAUGGCUACAGUUUUCCAGAAAUUGAACAUACUUUGAAAACAGCUGAGGCAAGACAUAGCUCUGACUACUGGGAGGAGACCGUGCUUUGUGGGAAGGGGUCAGAGCUCAUGUCAUAGAGGGCUGUGUGGGGAUGGCUCAGUCAGUACAGGGCUGGCUGUACAAGCAUACGGAGGUGAGUUUAUAAUCCUAGAAUCCAUGUAAAAAGCUAGGCAUGGACAGGUAUGGUGGCGCAACGCCUUUAAUCUCA